AUGAAUCUCAUUAGUUGGAAUUGUCGGGGGCUUGGGAACCCUCGAGCAAUUCGCGAUCUUUGCCAGAUGGUAAAGGAGAAGCAACCCACUCUUUUGUUCCUUCUGGAAACAAAGAGUAGCAAAUAUAAGAUGGAGGGUAUUCGAGUUAAGUUGGGGUUUGAAGGUUUAUUUGUAGUAGACCUUUUGGGAAGAAGUGGUGGAUUAGCAUUAUUAUGGAGGGAAGCAAGAUGGCUAGAAAUUCAAAAUUUUACACGACGCCUCAUUAAUGCAGUGGUGCAUCCUCCUGGCCAUGAUUUUCAAUGCAAAUUAACAUGUUUUUAUGGUCAUCCGGAAAGUGCAAGGAGAUAUGAAUCAUGGGCGUUGCUUGAUCACCUUAAUUCUUUUUAUCCCAAAGCUUGGAUGUGCAUUGGCGAUUUUAAUGAGAUUGUGGAGCAAGGUGAGAAGUAUGGUGGAGCAUUACGUGGAGAUUCUCAGAUGGCACAGUGUCGAGUGCCUUUGGAACAUUGUGGUUUAAGUGAUUUGGGGUAUAAGGGGUCUAAAUUUACAUGGGCUAAUUGUCAUCAGGAUGGGACUUUUAUGAAAGAAAGGCUUGAUCGUGCUGUUAUGAAUAAGGCAUGGUGUGAGAUGAAUUCAAACUAUGAGGUCCAAGUGUUAGCAGCAAAGUCAUCUGACCAUAAGCCUUUGCUCCUACGACUUUUUGAUGCAAAUGCAGGUCUACCCAAUUAUUAUAAAAGCUUCAAAUUUGAAGCUUCUUGGCUAGCUGAUGGAGAAUGCAUGGAUGUUAUAAAUGAGGUGUGGGGGAUGGAUGUUAGUGGUGGUAUGGGAAUGCAAACAGCAAGGUUGAAGUUAGCUCAAUGUCAGACGCAGCUUACUAGGUGGAGUUCCCGAAAAUUUGGUGAUGCUCAGAAAGUCCUUAAAAUGAAAACAAAGCUAUUGAAUGAGUUACAAUAG
Molecule: messenger RNA, 951 nt
Organism: Corylus avellana
Lineage: Eukaryota; Viridiplantae; Streptophyta; Magnoliopsida; Fagales; Betulaceae
Molecular function (GO): catalytic activity
Source: RefSeq, a predicted model, not a curated record